This is a messenger RNA of Colletotrichum truncatum, 738 nucleotides long. Lineage: Eukaryota; Fungi; Ascomycota; Sordariomycetes; Glomerellales; Glomerellaceae. The record is from RefSeq and is a predicted model, not a curated record.
AUGGGGGAAGGAAGGGAAGGGGACUCUGGACUCCUCUGGCCUCGUUCAGGGAGGGAAGCCGCGCCCACCCUUCACUCCCAUGGUCCUUUCCCCUCUCUCUCAUACCUUCACUCCUCUUUUUUGCGUGUGCCCAGUCACCACCCAGUAUUUUUUUUUUUUGCCCAGUGGCCAGUGCCAGUGUGCCAGUGCGCAGCCCAUUUUUUGUACGCUGCACCCAUUCAGCAGCCAGAACUAGGAGAGCCAAAAAGUGACCAGACCAAGCAAGUCCAAGGCGACCCCCUUCCCCCCUCGCCUUUACCCCCCAGUCGGCCACAGAGUCCCAGACUUCCCAGCAAAAACAAGUGCAAGAGGCGCGUUGCUCCCGCACAAUCACUCCCCCAUAGUAAAAAGGCUGCUUGGCCCUCCCCCCAUACAUUUUCCCUCCCUCUUCUUCUCCCAUACAAAUCUCCCACCCAAAUCCUUCUCCCAUACAAAUUGCACUCUCGCAAUACACACAUACCAGCCUCAGCGCACCUGAACCUACCACCACUUCCACAACUCUUUCUAUACCUUUUCAAAACCCGCUCAGGUAUGCUUCACGAUCUCUUUUCGACGACUUUAAGCUUCAAAUCUCAAUUUCCUCGCGUUAUGGACCGCAAUUGCACUUGCGACCGGUCAUCCCCCACGCCUCGGGAUCCGCCCAUUGCGGCCCGUUCGUGUAUCACUGCCCUGCUCUUACGCCGUCCAGCUGUCGCGUAG